Messenger RNA from Cicer arietinum (chickpea), 2346 nucleotides. Its product is annotated as bifunctional purple acid phosphatase 26. NCBI's taxonomy places the organism in Eukaryota, Viridiplantae, Streptophyta, Magnoliopsida, Fabales, Fabaceae. Gene Ontology annotation, molecular function: metal ion binding; acid phosphatase activity; protein binding. The record is from RefSeq and is a predicted model, not a curated record.
CUAAAAAAGAAAAGAUAUUUUAGUCCCAUCCCAGCACCCGCCACCCUGUAACAGACAAAGCGCGACAGAGCAUGUGGGAGUACUUGAACCAAUAUGAUAGAGACACGUGUCCGAUCCAAGUUUCGACGUAAACCAUGACCUCAAAUAGUCCCAUACCAUUUACCAACCACUUCUUCCCUUAUAAUCGACGCUUUCCUCCAUCAUCAUUACUUCGCUUCUGCGCAUGCUUCAUUUCACGCUAAGGUAGAGUAGACUCAGUUGUAGGUUGAUAAAAGGAAACACUCUUGUGAUUAUUAUAGAUACAAGGAUGAAGCCCUUAUUGCUUCAUCUUGUUCUUGCUACCUUUGUAUUCUUCAGCUCUAUCAGAGAUGGAUGUGCAGGGAUCACUAGUUCUUUUGUUAGGUCAGAUUGGCCAUCUGUUGACAUCCCACUUAAUCACGAAGCAUUUGCAGUACCAAAGGGUUAUAAUGCACCUCAACAAGUGCAUAUCACACAAGGUGAUUAUGAUGGAAAAGCAGUAAUCAUCUCAUGGGUGACCCCAGAGGAACCAGGGUCCAACCAUGUACAAUUUGGCACAUCAGAGAAUAAAUUUAAAGCUACUGCAGAAGGCACAGUUUCAAAUUACACUUUCUACAAAUACAAGUCUGGUUACAUUCAUCAUUGUCUUGUUGAAGGCCUUGAGUACAAUACUAAAUACUACUACAGAAUUGGAAGUGGGGAAUCUUCUCGAGAAUUUUGGUUUGAAACACCUCCCAAAGUUGGACCAGAUGCCCCCUACAAAUUUGGGAUAAUUGGUGAUUUGGGACAAACAUUUAAUUCUCUUUCCACUCUUGAGCACUAUAUAGAGAGUGGAGCACAGGCUGUCCUAUUUGUUGGAGAUCUUUCUUAUGCUGAUAGGUAUGAGUACACUGAUGUUGGUUUACGGUGGGAUACAUGGGGCCGAUUUGUUGAAAAGAGUACAGCAUAUCAGCCAUGGAUGUGGUCUGCAGGAAAUCAUGAAAUAGAGUACAUGCCCUACAUGGGAGAAGUUGUUCCUUUCAAGUCCUAUCUUCAACGAUAUUCUACUCCUUAUUUGGCAUCCAAGAGCAGCAGCCCCCUUUGGUAUGCAUUCAGGCGUGCAUCUGCUCAUAUAAUUGUACUAUCCAGCUAUUCACCAUUUGUAAAGUACACACCACAAUGGCAAUGGCUCAGAGAAGAGCUGAAGAAUGUUGAUAGGGAGAAGACACCUUGGCUCAUUGUUCUGAUGCAUGUCCCGCUCUACAACAGUAAUGAUGCUCAUUAUAUGGAAGGUGAAAGCAUGCGAGUGGUUUUCGAGAGCUGGUUCAUCGAGUACAAGGUUGAUAUGAUCUUUGCUGGCCAUGUCCAUGCUUAUGAAAGAUCGUAUCGAUUCUCCAAUGUAGAUUACAACAUAACAAGCGGUAACCGGUAUCCUGUAGCUGACAAAUCAGCACCUGUGUAUAUAACGGUCGGAGAUGGAGGAAAUCAAGAAGGUCUUGCUUCUAGAUUUAUGGAUCCUCAGCCAGAAUACUCUGCAUUUCGUGAAGCCAGCUAUGGACACUCCACACUGGAGAUAAAAAAUAGAACACAUGCUAUUUACCACUGGAACCGCAACGACGACGGCAAGAAAGUGCCAACUGACUCAUUCGUAUUGUAUAACCAGUACUGGAAAUCCUUUUUGGCUGUCGAUGAUUUAUUAAGUGAUUUAUAAAUCAACACACUUAAGACAUCUCAACCAUCAAUGAGGAAAUCAAUGGGGAAACAAUAGGAGAAGAAGAAAACUGAAGCAUUUUCUACUGACUGUUAUUGAUGAAGUUGUCAGCAUUUAAUAGGAAUUCGAUGCAAAAUUUCAUGUGCUGCUCAAUAGUCUCCGAGUGAGUGAAAUGCAGAUUGUCAAAAAUGAUCCUGUGUACUUGGUUUAUAUUUGUAUCCUUCGGUGCUAAUAAAUAUUGAACAUAUAUGCUUGUGGUUGGAGAAAAAUGUUUCACAGCAAGAAAUUCUUCAUUAUUAAUGAUGGCCAAGUUACCUGUUCAAUCUUUUUAGAGUGACCGAAAUACUACUGUUUUGCUAUUUGAAGAUAGAUGAGGAAGAAUGGAAAAUAAACUUGGCAAUCCAAUCUCCUUAGGUAUCUACAAUACAAAAAUUAAAUGCUUUUGUACAGAAAAACCUUAAACAAGUGGCAUCGGCACAUGCAACGAACGACCAAAAUCAGUAGUUCCAAGUUGUGGACAGGACACUCAGUGUGAAUCCACUAUCACCAUUUAUAGUUAGUAAACUUACUAUCUUUUGAAACUAUCUUUUGAACGAGUUUUACAUUUACAAUUGGAUAUGACAUGGCUAUUACACUGA